Molecule: messenger RNA, 3555 nt
Organism: Sesamum indicum (sesame)
Lineage: Eukaryota; Viridiplantae; Streptophyta; Magnoliopsida; Lamiales; Pedaliaceae
Product: autophagy-related protein 18g
Biological process (GO): autophagy; response to starvation
Cellular component (GO): cytoplasm
Molecular function (GO): protein binding
Source: RefSeq, a predicted model, not a curated record
CAAACAAACACAAUAAGCGGAGGGGGAUCGCGUGCGGGUAUAUAUAUAUGGAGGCCGAGUCCAGAAACAGUAAAGAAAAGCAUUCGCUUCAAGUCAAACUCCGAAAACUCACCAAAAACUAGCCGAUUAAAUUAGGAAAAAAUCGGAAAAUAUUGCGACUGUUUCGCGUCGGUGUCUCAUUUAUCCGGCGAGCGUUGAAUUUGAUGAUCGGAAGUACGGCUGACGCGUCGGCCUGUGCGGCGGUGCACGACGGCAGUGGACUAGAAUCGGAAGUUACCGGUGAGGCGGCGGUGGUUGGGAACGGUUGAGAGAUAAGUAAGGAUAGUAAGGAAAAACUGUAUCUAAGAAUGAGGAAAGGCAAGGGGAAGAACAGCAAACUGCUGCCUAAUUCCUUGAGAAUUAUUUCUUCUUGUAUCAAAACGGUGUCGACGAAUGCUAGCACCGCUGUGCGCUCCGCCGGUGCUUCUGUCGCCGCCUCCAUUUCCUCUUCCGGAGACGAUCGGAAAGAGCAGGUAUUAUGGGCUGGCUUUGAUAAGUUAGAGCUUAGUCCAACUACCUUGAGGCAUGUCCUAUUACUUGGUUACCUAAAGGGUUUUCAAGUGUUCGAUGUUGAGGAUGCUUCUGGUUUAAGUGAAUUGGUUUCCAGGCGUGAAGGACCAGUUACCUUCUUACAGAUGCUUCCAGCUCCUGCAAAUUGUGAUGGUACUGGAAAGUACAGUUCUUGUCAUCCCAUGCUGGUUAUUGUUGGAGGAAAUGAGGAAGAAAGAAUCACCCCACAUACUGUGCCAGCGCAUGUCAGAUGUGAUGUGGCAGAGUCAUCAUACAGUUCUUUUGACCCCCCUAGUUCUGUUCGGUUUUACUCAAUGAGAUCGAAUGAAUAUGUAAAGGUCAUUGACUUUAAGUCUGCAGUAUUUAUGGUUAGAUGCAGCCGCCGAGUAGUAGCUAUUGGUCUUGAAGAACAAGUUUACUGCUUUGACACCCUUACUCUUGAGAAAAAAUUCAUAGUUGUCACCUAUCCUGUUCCUCGAGUUGGAGAGCAAGGAUCUUUCGGGAUCAACACAGGUUAUGGUCCAAUGGCUGUGGGCCCAAGGUGGUUGGCUUAUCCUCCUAAUCGACCAUUCCUGUUAAAUACUAGUCGGGUGAGUCCAAAGAGCCUCACGUCAAGUGUUAGUCCAUCGACAUAUCCUGGCAGUGGCACAAUGAUGGCGCGUUAUGCAGUGGAAUCCAGCAAACACUUAGCUGCUGGAUUACUCACAUUAGGAGACAUGGGAUAUAAGAAAUUAUCCAAGUAUUAUCCAGAGCUCCUUCCUGAAAGUCCUAGUUCUCCAGGCUGGAAAGCUGGGAAGCUAGCAGCAUAUGAACCAGAAAAUGCUGGCGUUGUUGCCGUGAAGGACCUCGUUUCCUCUGAGAUUAUAUCGCAAUUUAGGGCUCAUACGAGUCCAAUAUCUGCUUUAUGUUUUGAUCCAAGUGGGACCCUUCUGGUUACUGCCUCUGUUCAUGGAAAUAACAUAAAUAUAUUUCGCAUCAUGCGUUCUCACAAAGCCAGUGGAUCAGGUACAGGUGACUGGAGCACUUCUUAUGUCCAUCUUUACAAGCUGUAUCGCGGAAUGACUAGUGCUGUCAUCCAAGAUAUCUGCUUUAGUCAUUACAGUCAGUGGAUUGCUAUCGUAUCAUCAAGAGGAACUUGCCAUAUAUUUGCUUUGUCCCCCUUUGGGGGAGGUGAUGGGUUUCAAACACUACAUGCGCAAGGAAGAGGUACUUCUCUGUUUUUAGCUUCGACUCCACCAUGGUGGUCUACUCCAACUUUCACAUUGAAUGAGCAACAUUCUUUGCCCCCACCUUCUUGCACCCUCUCUGUUGUCACCAGGAUAAAGUGCAGUGAUUCUGGCUUGCUUAAUUCAGUUAGCAAUGCUGCUGCUUCAAUGGUGGGUAAGUUAUGGGUUCCAUCUGGAGCUGUUGCUGCAAUUUUCCACAAGUCUAAUUCUACUGGUUCACUGGAUGUUAAGUUGAGUGGUAGUUCACUGGAGCAUAUCUUAGUUUUUGCCCCAUCAGGCUUUGUGGUUCAACAUGAAAUUGUGUCCCCUAUGGGGCUUGAACGAAGUGAGAAUAAAACUGAGUCUAUGCCAGCUCCACAAGCCAAUGCGCAAAGUGAGGAGUUAAGGGUGAAAGUUGAACCUAUUCAAUGGUGGGAUGUGUGCAGAAGAUUAGAUAACAUGGAGAGAGAGGAGUGUAUUUCUGGGAGUUUCUUUGAUGGAUUGAAUGAUCCUGAGAUUGAUGAUGACUCCAAAAUGGUUUUAAAGGAGAAUCCAAGUGCUGGAGAGAAGAAGCCAGGUAAGACUGAUUCACUGAAGUCCUCUGAGAGAUCGCAUUGGUAUCUUUCAAAUGCUGAAGUGCAAAUAAACUCCUGCAGAUUACCCCUAUGGCAAAAGUCGAAGAUGCGUUUCCACUUAAUGGAACCUCCAAGAGCAGAAUGUUAUUUGGGUGGGGAGUUUGAAAUUGAGAUGGCUCCUUCACAUGAAAUUGAGAUAAGACACAAGGAUUUGUUGCCAAUAUUUGACAAUUUUCCGAGAGCAAGAUCUGGCUGGAUUGACCGAUCCAUAGCUUGUGAGGGAAGAUGUCAUACUGCUUCCUCUAAUAGUUGUCAAGCUAGAGAAAAGACCAAUGAAGCAAGUAUUAUUUGUCAUUCAAAGCCACCUUCAUUUAGUUCUACUGAAAGCUCCGAAGGAGGGUCAUCUAGACGAAUGGAGAAUUUGCUUGACUUGGAUCACAUGAGCGUUGAUAGAUCUCCAAUACUUGUUACCCAUGCGGCAAGUGACUUAAACACGGAAAGAGAUGAGAGUGGCAGUUUCAAGGUUUCCUUAAUGGACCAGAGAUAUAGACCCAUUAUUCCCAUUCCCUCUGUAAACAGCCACGUCAAUUUUCUUGUUGAUCAUGCUACCAUUAGUAGGUCAUCCUCACUGGGCAAUGAGAUUCCAUUAUUGAAUGUUGACAAUACUGACUCAGCUGUAGAUGUUAUGCCUUCAAGGACUGAGGAAACAGUAGAUUUUGCGCACUUAUUUAAGGAAGAGUACUGUUAUAAGCCUGAAGUUGGGACUGAUGAGAUGGGUAACAGGGGUAAUAGCCAUGAAGAGGGAAAACCCGAAGAUGAAGGAUGGAUUGGUGGGAUGUUUGAUUUUUCUGAAGAAGGCUAAGUGAUACUUCUGCCGAAAGAAUACGGCGCGUGCUUGGAUAUGAUAUUUAAAAAUUUAAUUUAGUUGUACAAAGUAAAUUCCAGUUUCCUGAGUGGAAGGAAUGUGAGCAAUUAUACCACAUACGGGAUAACCUGUGGUUUGUCCCUCUUUAGUGUGUACACUGUUGUAUAUAGAACAUUCAUGAAAGUUCUGGAGGGGGUCAUCCCAAAGGAUGAAUUUCGACUCCGGAGUAUGGAUUUAUAUUUGCUUUGUUUCGGAUGUUGGAUCCAUUAUGUAGAGAUGACUGAUAACAAGUGUUUUCCCAUUUGUGUAACAAUUUUUUCCAUGAAAAGAGAAUGAAGAGAUGAAAAUUUGAACAGCAGUA